CGUAACAAAGUGUUUGAAGGAUUCCAGAUCCAAACACCGUUAAUCCAGCCAAGUUAAAUCCUGAGACUCUAGUAAUAACUAAUAAGAAUACUUCCACGUGACUCCACGGCUUUUCCCCGGAUGAAGGUGCGCCAGCUGUUGGAGACGCGUACACCUCAAGAAAGCUCCUCUCGUGGUGGAAGAGACAAGGAAGUGCUCGCGUCUAUUCCGUCCCCUCGGUCUCCGCGGAACGCUUUUCACGCGGAACGAACUACAUGCAGUCGUUGAUUGUGACGUGACAUAACGUAGGGCGCGAGGGGGAGGGGUUUUUGCGAUAGCGAGCCGGGCGCCCGCCCAGGGCGGCUGAAGCUCCUUCCUCUUCGGCGACUUCCGUUCGGAGCCGAGCCUUGGCUGUUUUUGUUGUUGCCGCCGCCAUUACAUCAUGUAUCGGCAAAACCUUCGCUCUCUUACACCUCCGUACUCAGGUGGCGGGGGGUUCCGGAGUCCCCCCUCUGGUGGCGGCGGCUUCAUUCCGGUCUCCCCGCAGGCCUACCGGAGCCCCCAUCACACGCCACCUUACGGUAAUCGCGCGCGGCCCUACGAAGUCCCCGCCCGCUCUCCCCGCUUCCAGCCGUGCGGGGAUGGCGGGGGCCGCUUCGGGGGCCCAUCUCCAGGGGCAGCGCACACGCCGCGCAGGCCCCACAGUGCCAGCCCCAGAUAUUCGGCUCCCUACAGUGGCGGCAGGUCCCCCAGCGGAACGUUCUACCAGCAGCAGCCCUUCAAGCAGCCGCCGUCGGGGGGCUACCAGAGAUACGGCCAGGGAUCACCCAGGACAUCUACUCCAUUUGGUACACCGCAUGGCAGAGAGAAAAGAGGGUCUAAUGAUGAUGAUGUGGAAAAAUAUUACAAACCUUCCAUGCUUGAGGACCCGUGGGCUGGCCUUGAGCCAGUAUCUGUAACAGAUGUUAACCAACAAUUCAGCAGUGGCCAAACAACAUACACUGGUAAAAAGGGGAGGUACUUCAGUUAAUAGUGGAAGUGAAAUAACACCAGCAGUGAAAAACUGGGACAAAAUCUUCCUACUUGAGGUGACAAGUAUUCAAGGAUGUAGAUCAUGCUUUUAUUUAAACUACCUGUACUUUUAUUCUGCCAUUUUUACUACAUCACAUAUUUUUAUAUGUGGGAAGAAAGGAGUAAUGGGAUACCUUGACACUCCUGACUGUGGAAGGGGCCAUCCAGCUAUGAAGAACAAAAUAUUCUUUAGGCACCAGCAAUUGGAUUGUGACUGUUUCUAAUAUUUUCCUCUUCCAUAUCAGAUUGCACAAUAUGUUUAUUGUUAACUUCCUCAAGAAGUGAUAUCCUUUUAUGUUUGAACAUUUUUAGAACAAAGAGCUUUGAAAUAAAAGUUGAUGUUUUAUAGUACAUGCAAAUAUUUUACUAUUUUUUGUUAGACCAUACUUCAGGUAACGGUAUGGAAAUAAAUGUUUUCUGUAAAUACUUGCACAUUAUGGUAAGCUUUUAUACAGCCUUGCAGAUCUAGUGUGAAACAAUUUUAGCAGUUGUGGCAAAUGUUUUCUUCAGCAAACUAUAUUCAGCUGUCUAUUUUUGUAUUUUAAAUUUUACUUAUGAAGGAACUCUUUAGUUAGUAGCAAGAAAUCACCUUGUACAGGCAUGUUUAACCUGCAUAUAAAAAUUGUUCAGUACAGACA
Molecule: messenger RNA, 1688 nt
Organism: Hemicordylus capensis (graceful crag lizard)
Lineage: Eukaryota; Metazoa; Chordata; Lepidosauria; Squamata; Cordylidae
Gene: MPLKIP
Product: M-phase specific PLK1 interacting protein
Exons: 2
Coding region: 422-1009 (195 amino acids)
Cellular component (GO): midbody; centrosome; nucleus
Source: RefSeq, a predicted model, not a curated record